Messenger RNA from Hyla sarda, 1491 nucleotides. RefSeq names its product family with sequence similarity 228 member B (gene FAM228B). Lineage: Eukaryota; Metazoa; Chordata; Amphibia; Anura; Hylidae. Bases 344 to 1390 code for a protein of 348 amino acids. The transcript has 10 exons. The record is from RefSeq and is a predicted model, not a curated record.
GUGUGAAUGUAGCCUGAGAGAAAAAGUGGACUGAUUUAUUUACUUAUUUAUUUUUAUUUUUCACAGCAACCGAUCACAGCUCAACUAAAAAGCUGAGGUAAAGUGAAAGCUGAGCUGUGAUUGGCUGCUGUGGGAAAAUCCCUCCAUUUUUUCUCUCACACAGUUUGAUAAACCUGGGCCCUAACAACCAGCCUUACUGUCAAAGCCGGGUAUUCUGCAUUGUCCAUCUAUUUUGGAAUAAAUCUACAUAUGUGUCCAGCAUAGAAACCAGAAUGUCACCUUUUUAUUUUUGGGUUAAUUUUUCUGGAUCCUCUAUUAAGAAUGGGACGUAUCACUCAGCAAGAUGAUUUCCAGAUGCAAAGGGCCAAUAAAGGAAGGAAUGGUAACCCAACAGAGCCCACAGCUGCCCAAGGAACUGCUCCCUGGCCCCGAGCAGAUGAAGUCUGUGACUUUUAGGAAUUCACCUCAAAGACAUCACAGCCUUCCUAUGCCCAAGAUGAUGGCGCCAUCACGGCCAGUAACCAGAAGUCUGUCUACCACGUCUUUGAGGAAGGCCGGUGAUUGGUUGUCGCACAAGCCUUACGUCCAGCUAUUGGUGGAUGAAGAAAGCCGGGAGCUCAGUGCGAUGACCCAGUGUGUUUUGGACACAGAGAACAUCUAUAACCAGAAAGUGGAUGAAUAUGUGAAACAGGCUGAGCAGGCUGAGCAGAGCAGAAGGGAGAUCCAGCACAAGAGGUGGACAGAACAAGUGGCUUAUCCUCUACAGAUGGCAAUUGAGAAGUACAUUGAUAACCAGUCUGCUGAGGAUAUAGAAAAAAGAAGACGACGUCUUCUGGCUCAGUACUUAAGAUAUUGCAAUAAGAAGGGUAGCGCAUUUAUGAGAGAUUAUGACUCCUCUGAGUACGACCCAUUUAUUAACCGUCUGUACAAGCAUUAUCUCCAGUAUGUUUUGUUUUUUCAGGUUUCUACUCCAAUGUUUCAGGACCCUCUCCUCCAGCAGUCUCAGAAGAAGUAUGAGGAGGAGAAGAUAGCGAUGCACUGUGAGACAGGCAGGGUGUUUUCUGCCAAGGAAAUCCAUGAGCUGAAUUUGCAGAAACUCCCUCAGGUUCCACUGGGUCGGCAGAGCUUAAAUGGAGCUGAAUGGCUGAAGACUCCAUUAGGAUACAUCGAGAGCGAGACCAGGCUGAAGAGCAGGCAGAGAGUGAGGGGGUCCUGUAACCAGGGAAUUCUGGAUUUAAAGCUGUGGACAGAUACAAAAUACCCCCCAGAGAUCUUCAGCACCGAGAUGAAAAUCAGUCAUAAAAGGAGGUUUCCGGUGAGACCAUCAUCCUUACCUGCAUACAUUACACACUGGGGACCCGACCCUGCAGACAACACCAUUACAACAUAGACUGUCCAUGUGACAAAACCGCUGGUGCAGCUUUUAUUACUGUAUUGCAGAGGGGGGGUGUGUGCUUGGUGGACAAAAACAAUAAAAGAAGAAAAAAAUAA